This is a messenger RNA of Echinococcus granulosus, 5544 nucleotides long. RefSeq names its product Glycoprotein-N-acetylgalactosamine 3-beta-galactosyltransferase. The record is from RefSeq and is a predicted model, not a curated record. The transcript has 17 exons. Bases 1 to 5544 code for a protein of 1847 amino acids. Gene Ontology annotation, cellular component: membrane. NCBI's taxonomy places the organism in Eukaryota, Metazoa, Platyhelminthes, Cestoda, Cyclophyllidea, Taeniidae. Gene Ontology annotation, molecular function: hydrolase activity; N-acetylgalactosaminide beta-1,3-galactosyltransferase activity.
AUGGCUGAUCUACACAAGUUCAUAAGACAGCAAUUCUCAGACAAUAAUUGGUCUAAACAAUGUGACCUCUCAAAAAUCCCGGUAACGAAGUUGAGGGAGAUAGCUGAAGCUUUCAACCAGCUGGAUGUUAAGUCGAAGUUAACACUUACCUUCACGUAUACCAAUUCUGUCAUCCCUUCAGAUCCUGAGAUUGCUGAACUUGUCGACAGUGUGGUUCUGCAGGCGUUAGUCGAGGACAACAACUUCGUGCGAUGUGUUGCAACUGCGCUUCAUAGUCGUCAGUCUCUCAACCACCUUAUAUUUGACCUUUCCGAUACUAGCGAAUCGUUCGCUAAGACCCUUAAAGAUCUCGAAGACUGCUCAACAGAUGGACACAUCUCCUCUAAAAUUCCUCCUCUAGCGGAAUUGCUUGACGCACGCAUCACGGAUGAUGCACUGGGUCUUUCCUUUUCCUCCUCCUCAUCGCUACCUAAAGAUCUCAGAAGCAACUGCCUAAACUCUUUUUGCGGCUUUACAAUUCGCGAAAAGACACCGGCUCAGCAAAUGAAGGAGUCUUACCUUGAUCGCCUACAGGAAGAGUGUGAGCGUCGUCGUGUUCAUGUGCCCAUCCCUGGUCGCAGUUUCGGCAAACAGGAUGGCGGAGAGGACGUUUCUCAAGACAGUGUCAGUCAUCACCUACAUUCGCUCCGCUCGGAAUCUCCCCUGGGCUGUCGCCGCGCUCCUAGUUUUCCUCGACGUUCUUCUGCUGUUCGAAAGACAGAUAUGAAUGACGGCCAAGUUUCAGCCCCCAUCAGUUCUGUCAACACUGGGCCUUCUGCAGCAUCCACGAAUUCUAACACUAGUGCCCGAGCUAAGUUGUUGGCGAUGCACAAUCGAAGUCCAGCAGCCGUGUCAGCGACAUCAGCAGUAGGAUGGAAUGGCAACAGUAGUUCCAGCAGUGGGGCCAGUGGAAAUACUUCACGACGAAUGAUGCUUCUCUCCUCUUCAACAACCUCAGAGCCUGGUGAACGAGCUUCCCUCCGACAUCUGAAUGCCUCGGGUGCUUCAGUGGCUGGCGGCAAACGAUCAAGUGGAAUAAAAUUGCUAGACUUUCAGGACUUACCCGCUAUUGGGCUUCAGGCAAAGAAAUUGCGGAAAGAACAACAAGAGAAGGAGCGUGAAGAGAAGCGAAAGGAACGAGAGCAGAAAGCGCAGGAGCGUCGUGAAGCGCGCGACGCCGCUCGCCGCGCGAAGAUGCUUGCUCAUGCUGCUGCUUCUGCUGCUGCUGCCGGGGGCAAGAAGACGGGUGUGGCUUUACUGUCUCCGCCCUCUCAUCCCAUUCAAACACCCGUUGUCUCCCAAGCACUGCCGCUGUUGCAGCCGAUGCCACAGCAACCACCCCGGCUCCAGCCAGGUCUCGGGCCUGUCGCGGCGACUGCGAAACCUAUAGGCUGGGAUAUGCAACAACCCUGGACUCCGUUUGGUGUUGGACCGACGCGUAACCACCACCGUGUUCGACAACCCAAUCGACAAGGGGGAUCCGAUCAGAAUGGGGGGGAUGAGGUGGUGGACGAUGAUGAUGAGGAUUAUGAGGAUGAUGAUGAGGAGGAAUGUGAAGCUGUUGUUGGUGCUGAUGGCGCGUUUCACUUGACUGCUCCCCGGGGCUUUCGGGGUUUCACUGAGGCCAUUCCGCAGAACUCAGUAUCCUUGCGGUCUCAACAGAGCGUGACACCCACCGCCACCAUCCUGCUUCAACGCUCCACCCAGGGCGACCACUUUGCUCCCCAUCUCAUAACCACGGGUCAGCAGGCGGCAGCUCAAGGGGGCGUGUUCCAGGCUGUGCCUGGGGGCCCACGGUUCCGCUUCGUGAGACCGUGGGCACCGCCGUCGCAAGGUCAAGCCCCGCAGAAGGCCGCUGCCGGUGUAGAAGGGGUCACUGCCACAGCUUCCACGCAGCUCGUCCAAUUGCCGGAUGGUCGAAUCGCGCUGGCCACCACCGCACCACAUCAAAUUUCUCAACAGCAGCAACAGCAACCACAGCCGCAACAGCAGCAAACUGUAAUAAUCGCGAAUCCUGGCACUCGUCUCCAAAUGGCAGCAACUCCCACCACCCAGAUUCCCACCUCUAUACCCACUUCCACUCUUCAGGCAGCAACUGGCUCUCCCCAACAGGUUCUUAUUCGCAGUCCUGCGCUGGUCUCCACAGCUCCGCCACAUCAUCAUCAGCAGCAGGCUACCGUUAUGGUCAAUUCCUCCCUUCCACAAGCCACCCUUCAAGUUUCCAUGGGACAGACUGUUCCCCUCGUUGCUGCCCCUCGUCUUCAGCCUCGGCUGAUACAGAUCCGUCCACGAACGCCAGUUGUAGUUACAACCGCGUCUACAGUCACCUCGGUGGCGCCUUCAACGGCUGCCGCACCGGGCACAAUCCCGGUGAUUCUGCCAUCUUUGAGCAGCAGUACAGCCAACAUCACCUCCAGUAGUGCUGGCUUCCAGCAACGGCCGCGUUUCGUUGUUGCCAAUUCUCUCCGUCAGGUAGCUCCCACGUCAGCUGUUCACAACCCACCCCAACAACAAACAUUGAUGAGGAUAGUUCCUCGACCCGCUCAGGCACCGUUAGCUCCGGCUGCCACGGCUGGAGCGAAACAGCUGUUACCACAGCCGCCUCAAGCACAACCUCCGCCACUGGCGCAGCCAAGGGAGAAGAUUCAUUUGACCUCAACCCAAUUGACCUCUAUCCAGACCCUCUUUCAGGGCGCCAAUCGCCUCACUCGUCCCGACAAGGCUAUUAUCCUCUCCUUCUUCAGUGGCAAGCGUGUAAAUCCACACCCAGAAGGCGGAACCGCAUUGCGUAUUCGCCUGUCGGAGUACCGAGAGCGAGUGAUCGAUGCGACUUCGGGGAAGGUGAUGGACGUGGCCGCAGAAACCUUCAUCCACUUGGACUACGCCACGGGCAAGUUUGAGUGCGUCAAGUCUUAUCGCACUCUCCCCCCGGAGCAGCUGAUGGCUCUGCCUCCUAUCAUGUCAUCACGGACGGGCAUUGGCGGUGCCGGUAGCGGCAAUGAGCGAAACAGCAACGCGGCGGGUCCGAUGACCCGCAGCGACUACGAGGAGGCCUAUCGACGUAGGGACAAGCGUACGCUGCAGCAGUUGUUGGCCGAGGAAGAGGCGCUCAUCGACAAUGAGGCAGCGGACUUUGAGACAGCCGAGAAGGAGGCCAUUGCCGCCGCCUUCUCAGCUUGGGUGCCUAUCACUCCUCAGUACAUUGACGCUCACUUCCAACUGUGGUCUCUCUCCCGUCGUCCUGGCGACAUCUACGAAGGCGUUCAGUUGCCCGGUGACGCACCUUGGCGUCUACCUUCUGCCAAGGGGCUCCUGACUCGUGAUUUUAAUCCAGACAACUAUGAAGAAGAUCUGUUUGAGAUGAAACAUCGAGCCAAUGCGGAGUUGAAGGAGGGCAUUGGGGAACUCUCCCCUGUACAGUAUGCAAUUCAUGUUCAGUCCACUCCAACGUAUCAAGAAAACAUGGCAAUGUCGUCAAUAGCAGAAGAGUACUACUACCUCGCGGGUCACAUCGGUUGGGUGGAUCUGCACGACAGUGGACUGGCCUCCCGUCUGCGCACUCUUAUGCUGGAUCCCUUUUUGGUGGGACUGCGUCACGAUCUCACCAACACUGAUGCCAGCCUCCUCCUCGAUCCCUACGUCGACUGCGCUUUUGCAGCCAUAGAACAAAACAAUAUGCCCUUUGAUCUUAUGAUCGGUCCACACCAGCUUAAACACGCCUGCCAUCUGGCCUACAAACACCCGCGUUUAAAACUCGUCCUUAAUCACUGUGGCCUUCCCUUGGAGUACACUUCGACACGUCCGGAUGAAGAAAUAAUUCUCUCGGCGUGGAAAAGUGAUCUGGAAUAUCUCAGUCGUUACCCAAACGUCUACUGUAAGUUGACAGCGACUUCGGGAAAGAUUGUGUGGCAGGCGGAUGCGAAGGUGGAGACGGAGGAAUGGAGCCCGAUGAGAGUGCUGACUCAGGCGAUCGGAUUUUUCGGUCCAGAACGGUGCCUCUUCGGCUCCGGGUGGCCAAUCUGCCGGGUGUUGGCUCCAGCGCAAACAGGUUGGGAUGAAAGUGGCACUGGCGGUGCGUUGGCGGCGAAAGGCGGUGUUGGCGGACCGGUGCCUGGCUACCGCGGGGCGAAGGUGGCAAGGCGACAGCUGUCAGUGUGGGAGGCAGCCCGUCUAGUGGAGCACUGUAUGGAGGAGGCGGGAUUCGGUGCUAUUGAGGAUAAGCGAAAGGUGUUUGGGAGCAACGCACAGGCUGUUUAUACUCUUAACAUUCGGCCCUAUGGCUCGAGUCGGGUGCUCCCGGUGGACGAAGCACCGACAGGCGAAUUCGAUGUAGCUCAGUGUGACGAAUUCGUGUACGUAGAUGAACCACCGAUUCUCAGUACUGCCAAAAUGUGGCUCUCAAACCUUCUUUUUCGCUGUCGUCGAUCACCAAACGCCAUGUUUUUUACUGGUGUGCUUAUUGGAAUGAUGGUAUUUUGGAUCCUUGAUGCUCGUCGGGCCUCAGAAUACUUGUUAGUGAGGAAUAUGGAUGUCUACAAAGAUACCAUAGCGUACCAAAAUUUGCGAAACGACAGCGGCCAACGGCACGCUUUUGGAAUAAUUAAAACUUGGGCUUAUUACUUUUGCACUUUUUAUAAAGUAGAACGCACAGUUGCAGACGAAUUAAAAGAGAAGAUUCGCGUGUUUGCUACCAUUCUGACAACACCGAGAACCAAGCUGUCCAAGGCGAUUCACGUGAAAGAAACUUGGGCAAAGCGUCUCAAUGGUUACGUGUUCGUUAGUUCCGAGGAGGACGAAGAAUUGCCAUCCAUCCGCGUAGUGGAAAUAGAAAGUCGGGGCCUGCUUUGGGAGAAGAUACGCCGUGCUCUGGUCCACACCUAUGAAAAUGUUCUCAAUGAUUACGAUUUCUUCAUGAAAGCCGAUGACGACACCUACGUGAUUGUGGAAAAUCUCCGACUACUACUCUCUAAACACGAUCCCAACUUACCUAUUAUUAUGGGCAGGCGAUUCAAUGCAAGCUUACCAGCUCUUUUAUACUAUUGGUAUGUAUUAUCUCGCGCUGCCCUAAAGUUGAUUGCUGAGGCAAUGCUUAAGGAAGCACCUGGCUGUCAUAAGCGUGGCGGGUCUGAGGAUGUCAAUUUGGGUGCCUGUGCGGAAGCCGUGGGCGUGCAAAUGGUGGACAGUUUGGAUGCACUCAAUCGAGAGACCUUCCAUCCCUUCCGUCCUAGCACCAUAUUCGACCGAACGUACAUAGACAGGGUUUCCUGGAUUCAUUACUACAACUACUUUCCUGUUAAAACGGGCCUCGAUUGCUGCAGUGAUCACUCCGUGUCUUUUCAUUACGUCAGUCCAAGAGACAUGUACGUUCUGGAGCUCCUCCUGUACCACAUUUACCCGUACGGUAUCGGUAAAGGUGUGGAACAGUACGAUUCACCAAAGCAAGUAAACCAAACUCAGGAACACCUGUCUUUGGAAAAGCGACUGUGGAAUCGUGUUAAUUUUUGA